AGAUAGUCGCGUUUCAAACAGAUAACAAGCAUGUGGUCGAUGUUGGUUUUAUUUAUUGGAAUUUCUGCGAAAAUUAUUGGUAGUUUCUUAUUAUUUUGCUUUUUGUUUUUGAUUGGAUUUCGGUUUUGGCUCGAACCAUUCAAAGGCAUUUGUAAGUGUAAAACAAAACUGCAUGGAAAAAUAGCCCUUAUUACCGGCGGUAAUUCCGGUAUAGGAUUCGAAACGGCCAAAGAUUUAGCUAGAAGAGGAGCUAAAGUCAUAAUCGCAAGUAGAGAUGUUGAAAAAUCAGAAGAAGCCGUUGCAAAUAUUAUAGCAACUACCGGAAACGAAUCUGUUGAGCACAGAUUUUUAAAUUUGCUAAAGAAAGACAGCAUAGAGGCGUUUGCAAAGGAUUUCAAUAAAGAAUUCCAUCGUUUAGAUAUUCUGGUCAACAAUGCUGGUAUUGGAACUAUCAAGAAACAAAAAACGGAAGAUGGAAUUGAUAAGCUAAUGCAAAUAAAUUAUCUUGGGCCUUUUACACUUACACACUUGUUGCUGGAUAAGCUGAUUGCCUCGAAGCCAAGUCGAAUAGUUAAUGUGUCUUCAUAUCUCCAUAAAAUGGCAAAGUUCGAUUUUCAAAAUUUAACUGACGUAUUCGCGCUGGCAGACAACACAGAUAGUUUUUAUAAUCAAAUGGUUCGAUAUGGAAAUACUAAACUCUGCGAUAUACUGUGGACUGUGGCAUUAGCCAAGAAACUUCCCAGCGGUGUUACAGCUAAUGUUCUUCAUCCGGGUUUAGUCAAAACGAACAUUUUCAAUAAUUUCAAUCCACAUGUUAAGGGAGUUCUCUUCCUUAUCAUAGAUUUGCUAUACAAGACGCCAUUAGAAGGCGCUCAGACGAUAAUACAUUUGUGCGUCUCGCCGAAACUGGACAACGAGACAGGAAGCUAUUAUAUGGAUUGCAAAAAAGUAAGUCCGUCGAAAGCAGCCGAAGAUGAAGACCUUGCGGAAAGACUAUGGCAUAAAACUUUGUCACUAAUAAAACAAUGACUUCUAUCCUCAUAAUGUAUUUACCCAAGUAAUUAAAUCAAGGCAUUUAAAUAUAUUUUUUAAAUCGUGUGUAUAAAGAGUACGUAUUUUUUUGUAUUAAAAAUUAUAUAAAACGUAAUUUAUUACCUAUAAAACUUUUUUUAUGAUAAAAUGUAUUACCUACUUACUAUAUUUUU
Molecule: messenger RNA, 1205 nt
Organism: Vanessa atalanta (red admiral)
Lineage: Eukaryota; Metazoa; Arthropoda; Insecta; Lepidoptera; Nymphalidae
Product: retinol dehydrogenase 12-like
Exons: 1
Coding region: 31-1029 (332 amino acids)
Source: RefSeq, a predicted model, not a curated record